Messenger RNA from Pomacea canaliculata, 5055 nucleotides. RefSeq lists its product as uncharacterized. Bases 2348 to 2971 code for a protein of 207 amino acids. The transcript has 4 exons. The record is from RefSeq and is a predicted model, not a curated record. NCBI's taxonomy places the organism in Eukaryota, Metazoa, Mollusca, Gastropoda, Architaenioglossa, Ampullariidae.
UGCACAAAUAAUAUUUUGGUAAAUUAUGUCAAUCCUGUCUAGCCAGAUUUUUUUAAACAGUAGUUGUAUAUCCAAAGCUAAAAUCGAACAAGGAUUUAUUGCUAUUUGCUCUGCUAUUUUAAUUAUCUGGUUGUAUAUUUUGUGCUAAAUCAUUUCUAGAUUUCGUUUUUUUUUUGUUUUGUCAAACCCCCUAGGGGAUCAAGUAGUACAAACUGUACAGGUAACCGUCGCAAUAAAAUUUUUAUCACCUCACUGAGGCAGCAAACAAUUUUUGGCGCUUACCCUUGUGUUACACUAUUUCGUUUUAUCCUGGCAUUGCUUGGGUAGACAAAGUUAGAAUCUUCUUGAACCCUUGUAGAACAUAGCUCUAGAGGUAUCACCCAUAGUUCCUAACUUAAACAGUAUACCAAUAGUAAAAUCGCAUAACAGCACAAAGUCCUCACAUAUUAAAUACAUCAUCAGGACAAAUUAUUGGUCUGUUAAUUGGUGGCGUCUGGUUUAGUCAGCUAAAUCCAGGAAAUGAGGUGGGCGCUAAAUGUACACUAGUCGUGUGUAUCUUAGUCAUCACACAUCAUAUACAAAUGAGUGUGUGUGUUUGUGUGUCUGCGGUGGAGAGGUGGAAUGAUAAAAAUACGACCGCUCAAUGAAAAGGGAGACAAGUCAAAUGUGAGUUUGGGGGAAUGACGCUCAAGUUAUUUCUCCUUGUGACACGGUGACUAAAUCAUUUGAUCAUGGCAAGUCAUCGUGUAAUACUGAGCUCAAAGAUUAAGAAAGGAAAACCGCAAAAGAUUAAAGAACAGUUUAAUGUACUUACAGUGUACUUACGCUUUCCAUCUAUCCCUACUUAUACUGAUUUACUUCUAUAUAUUUCUUCCUUUUUCUUACUUUUCUUUCUUUCUUUUUAAAAUGGACACAGACAUUCACAUGAUACCUUGUGUUAUAUAUUGAGUGUAAACUGGUCGGAUCAGUGUAAAAAUUAACUGCAUCGACUUGUCCAGUUUUCCUGAUCUUGAUUAUCCUGUACUGAGGUUGAUAUCAUUUGUCUGGAUAGUUUGAAGGACAUUAACACCACAUUGUACACUAAGAGUUAGGAGGUAUUUUUAAUUUUCAAACACUGAUGAGCAAAAUAUUUGGGUUCGUCCAUGAAAUGACAAACUUUUGUCAUCAUUUCUCUUUCUUCUUUGUGCAUAGCCAUCUAUUCAGCGUUCUCGGUUGUAUUUUUCUGCUAGCUGUUAGUUUGCAAAUGUCAUCUGUUUGUAGUACUGGGGCAGAAAAAGAAUGUCUACACGUUUCGUGGCUAAUUGGUAAAAUCAUUAGUCUAGAAAAAAGGCAGCUGCAGACAGUUUUCUGAAGGUUAUGAUCUUCCCCAAGUACAAUUUUUGGUAUGAGAACGUUAAAUAUUGUAUUUUUAAGCUAUUUUAUCACAUUUUCCCACCAUAUAGUCUGUAAAGCUCCAUGUUAUUUGAUUGUGUCUUUAUCAUAUGGACCUACGAGAAAGAAAAAAAAACGAUUACAAAAGUAAACUUAGAAAUUCUAUCUCUUGAAAGGAAUAUUUCUGUUACUAAGGAACCAUUAAAAUCAUGUAAAAUCACAUUGUCCCAUAACCUUCUUUUUAAUACACCUGUAUAUUACAUGCCUAUAUAUGCCAUCAUAGCUUAGGGCAGUCCGGUGGCACAAUGGUUAGCAUCUGUCGGUGAAGGUUGGCUGUCCUGGGUUCAGAUCUGACCUGCCUUACCAUGCUAUGGACUUACAUGGUGGUUCGGCGUAAAAUCCAAUCUCCCAUCAUAGCUUGUUCUUGUAAAGUUCAAGAAACACGCUUGACGUAAAUAAAUACAACUGACUUGUCUUGGUCGCAAAAAGAUAUACACAGAGCUAAAUUAUACCUGACCCAUUACGAAUUUUUUUUUAUUCCAAGUGCGCGCACUGAUCGAUAUACUUCAUCUGCUGUGCUAUGUAACCAUGCCCAAACCUUACCCAUCACUACCUAUCAUUGUCACCGACCCUUAUGGUCGACCAGCCUUAAUUGGAUUGUAGACAUUUCUUUCUUUCUUUUUCAAAACGGACACAGACAUUCACAUGAUACCUUGUGUUCUACAUUGACACUAAACUGGUCGGAUCAGUGUAAAAAUUAACCACAUCGACUUGUCCAGUUUUCCUUAUAUCUUGAUUAUCCUGUACUGAGGUUGAUAUCAUUUGUCUGAUCACCCCCUUAAUUGGACUGUAGACAUUUAAAAUUAUAUUAUUUCAAAAAGUAAAUACUUUUACGUAAAAAAGGUUAAGUAGAAAAGCAGAUAAAGAAAAUACCAAAGGGAAAGCUUGUCCUCUUUACACUGAAAGUAGUCCCCGGAUGUCUGUUCGGCAAAUGGUCCUUGAACUUUACCGGCCUGCGAGUGCAAGGCGCACUGAAAAGAAAUAUAUCAUGAAUUUGUCACGCAUAGUCAUCUUGUUAUUGGGCUUCUGCACAUCAGUUGACCUCCUUGGAAUAGAGACUAUUUGUCCAACACUCAUAAAUGGGGACAAUAGUGUCAUAUGCAAAAUCAAUAGAACAGCUGUAGAGGUUGCACAAUGUGAGUCAGUGCAAGAUUAUGUGACCCUGGAAAAGACAAAACCUUCACGAAGAAACCCACUAGUAAUAGGUUUUACAAAAAGUUUUAUUCCAUCAGACUGUAGAUCUCGUCAAAAUCCCGUCCCAGAUGGAUGCUGGUGCAAUGAAUAUAAUAGAGAAAUCUUUGAAUAUAAGUGUGCCUUUGUGGCCAGUUUGAUUGAAGAUACUAGUGCACAAGUUGAAUGUAAAAUCUGCAAUUCACCAAAGAAUGCUUUUGAAGUAAAAGUGAAUGAUAACUGCAGAAGUAUGCGUUUCGAUAAUGGUGGUAAUGGCAAUGCUGAUUACAGCUCAGAAAUACUUGUUUUUGCAAGCAUCUUGGGCUUUCUAAUCUCAGUGCCUGCACUCUGUGAAAGAAUCUUCCUAUGACAAAGAAACUAUGCAUGCUUCCUGUAGCCAUCACUCCUGUAAAAAAGCCAUUUAGGACACUUUAUGACAUGCUAAUUAUACUACUGCUGUGAAAGGAAUGUCUUAGUGAUGUCAUCUUCUGGGGCACAAGGUAACAAAUUCAGUCUAUUCGUUUAAAUAUGCCUGAAGGAUUUUCCUACUCGUUCUUUCUUCUCACCAAAAGAUAUAAAAGACAUAUUUUUCAAACUUUGACUUAAAGUUAUUGUAACGAUAAUACAGCAUUGUGAAAUAUGAAACUAUGCUAUAGAAGUGAACAAAAAGAAAUUCACAUAUUUUUACUAAAUACUCUUUUAAAACGGACUCUGUUGGAAAUCGUUUUGAUACUAUAAAGUGUACGUAAUGUUAGCAGUUGUAAAAUUCAUGCCACUAAGCACACUCUUUGCACAUCAGUUGUUUUCUAUCAUUUAUGCCCAAUAUUAAUGACAAUUUUUGUUUUUAAAAUGCAAAAUAUUUGUCUUAAGAAAAGCACAACAAUAUUUUUACAAAACUGAAAAUGUACCUAUUACUUUUAUUUUCACUGUAUGAAUAAUAACGUUAUGUAUACAAACAUUGCCAGUUGAUGUAUAUGCUUUAAUUGUACUAUAAACAUUUCUUGGGACUUUAAAAGUUGUGCAGCUUUAGAAAUUUAUAUUAAAUUAAAAUGCAUUACUUAGAAAUAUAACCAUACUGACAGAAGAGGGCAUUUGAAAAUAUAUUGCUGCAAUGCAUCCGUUUGCCUCUCUUUAUUUACUUAUUGAAGGGUUACAUAUUUAUUUGUUUGUUUGUUUUUUUGAUUGCAUAUAUAUGAACCACCUCUUUAUCACACUAUAGGUGCACCAAGAUAUUUUUAGAAGAUAUUUUACUAUUUUUUUAUGAUAACUCAGUCAGUACUUACCUCUAUUUUUACUCAUGCUGCAUCAUGCUACUUUACCUUGGCAGUAACGAUUGAUCUAGUCAAUCAGUCAAAACCUACCUAAAUCAUCCUCUUUAUUUUGAGGAUCACAAAUGGUUGAUGUACACUUUAAGCAUAUUACAUAACUUAUUUGCUUCUAUGGUUCUCUGUUUAGGACUUUUCCAAAAGUGGUUAUGAAAUGUGUCAAAUUGUUUCCCUACUUAGUAUGUCUCACUUAGGCCAGGAGAAAAGAGGUUCGUAACUUAAGUUAGUAGCUGAAUAGUUACAUAUUUUUAGGUUAAACUGUACAAGUCAAAAUCACAAGUGUGCCUUACCUUGUUUGAGACUGUGAUAGUCAUCUCUGUUACACGUGGAAGAAUGUCAGAUUUUGAUCAGCCAUUUCUGUACUUUGUUCAGUUUCUUCUCACUUUAUGUAAUAAAUUAAGAUGCCAUGUACUUUUAUUGUAAUCAAUAAAACAGUAUAUGCAAUAUUUAGUUGUUUACACCUGUUUUAAUGGAGCUUUCCUUUUUAAUCCUAUAAAUGUGGAUAGAAAUUAAUUGUAAAGGGCAAAAAGUUAGCUUUUUUAUAAUUUAUGUUGAGAAGUUUGUUCAGGAAAGCUCAUUUGAGAAAGUAUUGGUUUUAUUACCAGUACUGCUUCCCACUAGCUGUUAUGGAAAGGAUCUAUGUUCAUCCCACAGUAUAUCAUCUUUGUUAAAUAAGUUGAGCUGUUUUAGUCUGCUGAUUACAAUCAUCAUAGUACGAUUUUAUCAUCAUGACAAUACAUGUGUACAGGGCGUAUGAAAUUGUUUGCUACACAUUUUAAAAGGUGAUAAUUGAGGUUAGUGUAACAGACAUUAAUUGUGAUAAAAAGUGCUUUGUGUUUGACAUUGUAUGUUAUAAGCAUUGCUUUUUUGUGCCUAGAAGAUAUAUUCUUACAAAAAAAUAUUUUAAAAGGGACUUUAAAAUAUAAUGCUGGUUAAAAAUAACUCUGUUGUGUCUUGUUUGGAUUGUCUUAUACAGUGUAAAAUUUUAUUUUAAUGUGAUGUUUGAAAAGUGAACAUUCUCCUUUUUUCAACCUGUUAAUCCUUUUACAAUCUUCGAAAUAGUUUUCUGAUGGCAUUGGAAUUUAUACGCUUUUGUAUCAAAAAUAAAAAUGGAUGAUGUAUGCAUAAA